Messenger RNA from Nematostella vectensis (starlet sea anemone), 810 nucleotides. RefSeq lists its product as uncharacterized. Bases 141 to 581 code for a protein of 146 amino acids. The transcript has 2 exons. The record is from RefSeq and is a predicted model, not a curated record. Lineage: Eukaryota; Metazoa; Cnidaria; Anthozoa; Actiniaria; Edwardsiidae.
ACCACAACGAUUUCAGAUAUGCACUGGAGGCUUUAUUAGUUCUUGCGUGCGAGAGUUGGUGUGCAGAUAGAAGAUCAACAAGCGACAAAGAGCAAACCAGAGCAAGACUGUUGGCGUGAAGACUGCGUUCAUAAGAAAUCAUGAAGACGAUACAAUUUCCUGGUUUGAUGAACUCUCAAGCGAAGCUAUUACAGAUUCAGGCAAUGGGAGCGAGGACUGAACUCGGUACUACAAAAGCACCUGUGUACCAAAAACCAAAAGAUCUGUUACGAGGCAGCGAGGGUACGCCGAAAUGCUGCUACUGCAAAAGCGAAGAGGACGAAGAUAUCGAUCAUUUCUUUCUCUCCUGCGGCAAAUUCCACGAGAUUCGAGAAUCCCUCCUUCUACAACUCAAAGAGAACCUCGAGGCUCUUGGUGAUCGGGGAGUUCAGGCUUGGGACGCUUUUAAUCAGGGGUCAGCUACCAUUAGGUCCCAGAUCGUCCUCGGUCUAUUUAGCUUCGGCAGUCACGUGGAUGAAGUGGUUGGUCAAUUUCGUGAGCAGUUCGUUGCCGGAGCCUGGAAUGAGCGGAUUGUGAUCUGAAAGACAAACGAGCCCGCGAACAAGCUGGCAGUGGAUACACAAGGGUUUGGUUUUGCGCCAAGCCUAUUAUUUAUGCUUGGAAUGACAUUUAGUGAACCACGGAGUACACAGAAAAGAAAAGUAACAAUCAAGAUGCUGUAUUGUCCUCACUAGGAUAACUCGUUUUAUUCAAUGAAAAAAAAAAUGAAAUGGAUUAAGUUUUAUAAUAAAUAAAGAAAAACUGAUAAUA